GUAACUGACUUCUUAUGAAACAAAUGACUUCACCCUUCCCGCCACAAGUUGGCUUCCCCAACUUAGGAAUUCUUCGACACGUAACUCGCCCCCACAACAUUGAACUUGGGCCCACCUGUCUCAACAAGUCGCGUCGGGCACCCCACAGCUACCCCUGCACCAGGGCGCAGGCGCGGCGGCCGCGCAGCCGCCCUACCAGCCCCGCAUAUCGUAUUUCCGUACUGACCAACAAUUAAAACGCAACCAAAAUCACUGGAAACGACGAAAACCAGCAGGCGGACAUGAACUUCAGUCCGUUCCCGGGGCAGGCGGCGGCGCCGCAGCACUUCACCGCCAAGUUCGGCUACGAGGCCGCCGGCACCGUGCUGCAGGAGACCAGGUACCAACAAGGCGCGUCCGGCGUGCAGUUCGUGCCGUCAUCGGGAGACCUGCAGAGCGUGAAGUUCCGCCAGGGGGAGAGCGUGGUGGUCGUCAGCUCCGCCACGCAGGGGCCCGUCACACUCGCGCAGAUACCUAUACAGACCGUGAACACGGGGGUGAAAUACCACACCAUAACAUCAACGGGUCAGAUCAGCAACAUCGCGUACGGACAGUUCGAGCCGACGCAGCUGAAGAUAGAACAGAGAAUUGACAAGCGCGAGUACCGCGAGGAGAUACCGCAGGAGCUGAUGGCCACUCAUCAUCAAGUGACACAGACGACGCAGCUGCAGCAAGGAGGCCAGCAGCUGCUGGUGGUGCUGCACGAGCCCAAGGAGGCGGCUGCCCUGGCCAGAGCCAUCAAGCAGGAGGCGCGGAACGAGCGCGGGGCCGUCGCGCCCGCUGAGUUUAUUAUCUACUCCCCAACGGGUGUCGGUGACUUGACCGACACGUCAACCUGGCAGACGCUGGGCUCGGGCGUCGCGGACUACCUGUCGGCCUUGCCUCUCCCUCUGCACCACUUGCUCAAGUAUUCAACAAGUGAGGGGAAGCGAGACGACCAGCCGACGGUGGUGACCGUCGCGACUAACACGAUGCCGCAGCAAAGCGCCGCGCAUACUCAAAUCCAGCCGUCCAACAUCGUGGCAACAAGCAACAACAACAACAACGUCGGCGUAGUGGUCCAAAGCGUCCAGACGUCGACCAUCGUGAGCCCCCCCGCGCCCCCUCCCGUCGUCAACAACGUGUCCACCGUCAUCGUCAACAAGGGCAAGAAGAAGAAGAAGAAAUUUAUGAAGGAGAAGAAGCCGAGGCCUAAACCUGGCGAGAUUAGACUCACUACCGCUUUAGACGGCAGCACGCUGUACUGCUGCCCGGAGUGCCACAUGGCGUACCCGGAGCGAGGCCUGCUGGAGCAGCACCUCGUGGGACACACCAUGGAGCGACGGUUCAUCUGCGACAUCUGCAACGCGGCUCUAAAGCGCAAGGACCACCUCACGCGGCACAAGCAGUCGCACAACCCGGACCGGCCACACGUGUGCUCCGUCUGUCUGAAGGCCUUCAAGAGAAAGGAGCAGCUUACCCUGCACUUUGUGAUACAUUCGGGAGAGAAGCGGCACAUUUGCACGGAGUGCGGGAAAGGUUUCUACCGCAAAGACCACCUCCGCAAGCACACGCGCUCUCACAUCGCGCGGCGCGUGAAGGCCGAGCUGUCUCAACAGAACGCGGGGCGCAGCGACGGCAUCGAGUCGCGCCCCGUGCCCGCGCCCGCGCCCUCCUGACCGGAGGAGGACAGCAAGCCGCAAGAUUUCCUCUCCUUUAUAUCCUCGCCGAAGAGCAGCUUCUGAAUGCCGCUAGAUGGCGUUGGGUUUGGCUUUUUUAGGUUGUUAUAAAUUUUGUAUUUCUUGGCAUUAUACUGUUUUAUUUUGAAGCUGGAAAUAAAAUCACCGAAUGUUUGCGUUGGUAGGUACUCGCGGUCGGAUAAAUAAACACUUAGAAAAUGGCGGCCUUUAAUGGGAAGUAGGUACUAAGUAAUACCGUAAUAACGAAGCUGGUAUGAGCGAGAUAGAGUGAGACGGUCCGCCAUGUUCAUAUUGUUUCUUUAUAUCGACUUAGUAGUACAAGUCCGUUCUUUGACUAUAUUAUAAUACUGUAUAAUUGGGCAAUUUUUAUUAUGCUAAGGUAUAAAGUGAUGAAUUUAAGUUAUUGGUUUAUUUACUAAUAAAAAACUAUGGACUAUGUGUGAAAUGGACUAUGUAACUGCCUAUAAUGGUGCAAAAUAUUUUAAUGUAAUGUACAUGUCUAAUUUAAAAUAUUUAGGCCACGGUUGUUUGAAUUUGGUCAGACGUUAUAAAAAUAAGUUGGCUCUAUUAAAAUUGUUGUAAAAUGUGAUAAGUAAAAUUAGCCUGAGUUUUUAAAAGCUCUAGAAAUUUGUAUAGAUUGGAAUUUAUUAACUAGUUUAUUUUUAUCGUUUAUUGUAUCUGCUUUUGUUAGAGAAUACUUUUGUAAAUUAAAUUGUUAAUGCGAUACAUGCAAUAAUAGUAUAAAUACUUACGUUUAAGUCUGUUUUUUUAAUACUUAUGUAUAUUGGGCUAAAUACAUU
Molecule: messenger RNA, 2518 nt
Organism: Plutella xylostella (diamondback moth)
Lineage: Eukaryota; Metazoa; Arthropoda; Insecta; Lepidoptera; Plutellidae
Biological process (GO): regulation of gene expression
Cellular component (GO): nucleus
Source: RefSeq, a predicted model, not a curated record